Messenger RNA from Canariomyces notabilis, 2686 nucleotides. RefSeq lists its product as uncharacterized. The transcript has 9 exons. The coding region runs from base 414 to 2639 and encodes 741 amino acids. Gene Ontology annotation, molecular function: carboxy-lyase activity; DNA binding; zinc ion binding. Gene Ontology annotation, biological process: DNA-templated transcription; regulation of DNA-templated transcription. The record is from RefSeq and is a predicted model, not a curated record. NCBI's taxonomy places the organism in Eukaryota, Fungi, Ascomycota, Sordariomycetes, Sordariales, Chaetomiaceae.
CUCAGUGCCUCGCUUGGUUUCCACACUGCCAUCUUGCCGCCAACUCCGAGGUUUCCGAUGCUGCCAAGGUUGAAUUCGGCUCAACAACCCCGAACCCAAAUUGCUUGGCCUUUUCUCCGCCCACGAGCCGCCGACUCGGAUUUCCAUCGGUAUUCAACACCCGGCUCCCAGCUUGUCGAGUAGGGAACCGUUGUCCGCCGCGGAUAACAAACCUGGAAGCCAACCGCAUUCAAUUGAUCUGUCAACGGCGUAAUUCCCACACAAGAUCCCCGCCCGGGCUGCCCCCCGCUCCACUUCUGCGGCCGGGGCACAGAACGCGACCUUGACGACAAAGGCAAUCCUGCCGCCUUUCAGGCCUUCGGGCUCACCCCCGCAGCCCUCAGCGGCAUUCCCGGUCUCCCCGAACCCCGCAAAUGUCGGAUGCGCACCAGAGUCCAAACCUCGAGGAGCUCACCCCGGAGGAGGCAAACCGCAUCAUCCAUUCCCACCGCAAGGUGCGAUACGGCACCGCCUGCUGGCCAUGCAGACAGAGGAAAGUCAAGUGUGACAACAAGAGCCCGUGCGAGAACUGCGUCAAGAGGGAGCAUGCCCAGCUCUGCUCGUACAAGCCGAAUCGAUCGGCCACCGCAAAGAGUGCGUCCACUGCCCCGGACAGUACGCCAGCAAAGAAGAGGGCGCGGUCGCCCGACGAGCAGGAUGCCCGAAGCCAGAGCAACGACGCUCGCGAGGCUAUAAGCGCAUACGAGCCCGAUGUCACCGAGACCACACGAUAUGUUGGCCAAAACAGCAUACCAGCCCUGCUCAGAGAACAAACAUCCUCCGCCAACGAGCAGCAGGAGGUCAACGGGAUCCGCCAAGACAUGCGCUCCCUCCUCGGGCUGGACAACUCGGCGCCCUUCCCCCUUAUGUCCUCUCGCCACCUGGACAGACUGACCGCGGAUAUUGCCUCCGAACUGCCCUCGGACCGCGAGGUUAUGAAACUGUUUCGAACGUACAAGGAAAUCCCGCAACCGUUCUGGGGCUUCGUCAUCGACAUUGACGACCUCGAGGCAAGGCUUAUGGUCUACCUCGAAGACCGCGCAAAGAAUGCAAGGGCCUCGACCAAAACGACGAAACGGGUUUCAGCAUCUUGGCUGGCCAUUCUCUUCGCAGUUCUCGCUGUCGGAUCUCAAUAUCAUGAUUCACCGUAUCAUGUUCGAACCAGGGACUCGCAAAAGUACAUCCAAAUUUCCUUUCACUUCCUGAGGCUCGGGAACUUCUUACUGAGGCCGAACCUGGAUUCUAUCCAAGCUUUGCUCAUGACCAGCUUUGUGCUGCUGAACGACAUGAAGGCCGAGGCCUCGUGGGCAUUGCUCGGGCUCACUUGCCGGCUGGCACAGUCGCUUGGCUUACACCGAACGCAGCCACUCGACGGCCGGCAUACCCCUGAUGCAGUCAGGAAGGAAAUGUCAAGGAGAAAACUAUGGUGGACCUGCCGCUGGCAUGAUACCUUAACUUCACUCUCUUUUGAUCGACCCCCAAUGACGAAUAUGCCUUGCUGUCCGAUUCCUCUAUCUCCGACCGCAGAUACCGAGGGGUGGGCAUACCUUGAGGCCAUGUAUCAUCUCUGCCAAUUCAUCUCCGAGAGGCUAAACCCCGACGCCGCUGCAAAUGCAGACUACCGGCAGAUACUUGAUAACUGCCGGGUAGUCGAGACUAUCCGUGACAAGCUUCUACUGCAACUACGCAGCAAAGAGGCGUGCAAAUCUGCGUUAGACCGGCUGCAGCAUUUCGCAAUCCGACUUCACACAUCCUUCAUCAUAUCGGUGUGCUGCCGGCCCGCCCUACUGCAACGUGACAGUAACCGGCUCGAUGCUCCCCAGAGGAAAUUUCUCGCGGGCAGGUGCAAGCUAAACUUGGCCGAGACUGUGCGCAUGUUCCUCGCUAUGCACCAGCUCUCCGUCAUUCCCACAAGGUCUUGGGCAUUCACCUACCACGGCCUAUCGUCGGCCGUCCUGUUAGGCAUCCUGGGAGAGACGAAAACCGACCCUGAGGUCCGUCAACUGCAGGGAGACCUCAUAUCGGCGCUAUCGGCAACAGCAGCGAAGGAGCAGACGUCUCCCCAACCCCACAUACGCAGGUCGGAGCACGACAUUGAGCUCUCAGGCCCCUUGUCACGAGCUCUGACGGCGUUAAAAAACAUCUAUGACCACGGGUCCGUGAUUGCUCCAUCGCUCAAGAGAGAAGGAAGCAUCUCUGUAAGCGGCUCGGGCACUCGCACCCCCUCACAGUCCAUGCUGCCCGCCCAUCUCAUCGGCAGUGCCAUGCCCGGGCAGGACGCACAACUAGCACGGGGUGUCCAGGCAGACCUAGAUCCGCACCAGAACGCGGCAUUGGCGAUGGCAGAGCUGCAACAACAAAACGGCGGCUCCGUGGCCGACUUUUCGGCUGGCAGGGUCCCGUUUUCUCAGAUGCCUCAGCAGCAGAUGCCCGACAUAUCCAGUUUUGAUCCCAGCACGUACAUGUCGCCGAUGGAUCUGUACGAUUCCAUCUUCUGGGAAUCGCCUGACCCGUUUAAUACCGGGAUGGACUCGAUGAACUUUGACUUCCUCGCCCAUCCUCCGCCUGGCCAGCCACCACAGCAGCAAUUCUACUUUUAGGGAGUGUCGCGUCUAUAAUGUAGCGUCAUUUUCUCCAUUGUCGGUAG